Molecule: messenger RNA, 987 nt
Organism: Rasamsonia emersonii CBS 393.64
Lineage: Eukaryota; Fungi; Ascomycota; Eurotiomycetes; Eurotiales; Trichocomaceae
Exons: 1
Source: RefSeq, a predicted model, not a curated record
AUGUCCUCCUAUCCCCAAACGCCAACCAUCUUCGACGAUGCAAGCCGUCCGUCCACGAAAUCCUCCGUCUUGCGGUCUAUCAUCCCCUCGAGGGGCCACAGGAGGAGCCCUUCUGCAGGUGAUGCUAUUAUCGCGCGACGGAUGAACGGGAUGAAUCCCUUCGAGGCUGCCGGUUUUCUGCCCGCCGAUCAUCCACACGCACAGCCUCUUGGAGAGAGAGCCCACAACCGGGACGCGGCGGGCGGUGUUCGUCAGCAGAAGUCCUCAGACAAGAAAGGCUUGCAUAAGAAGACAAAAAGUUCCGUGUCCCUCAAGACGUUAAUACGGGACAAGAAGGACUCGAAAUCGACUGAUGAACAGGCUCUGGAAAAGGAAAGGAAAAUGAAGAAGGCCAAAUCAUCCGCCAGUCUGUCAGCGAUCUUAAAGCGAUCCCAACGGGGACGUAAGGAAGAGCCCUCGGGCGACAGUCGAGACAAAGAGAACAUGAGCCCGGUGGAAGCGACGGCGUCGCCGAUAUGGGCGCAGUUUGCUACUCAGCCGUUGCAAGAAGAAUCGGGCAGAGUCUAUGUGCCGGAAAACUGCAGGACGUUGGAGGAGGAGGUGUCCUUAUAUACUCCCCGACAAUAUUCUCCUUCAAAGCAACGGAACUUCUACGACUAUCAUCAGCCAACGCUAGCUAAGCGUCCGGACCAAAAACCCCGACCGAGAUCAGAUUACAUCACGGCCAGUACCAUGAAAGUGAAGGAGAUGCUGAGCCACGUGCAGCGUGUGCCAUCGGAUAAACUACGAAAUGCCGAAAUGGCGCAGAGCAGGCCUGGUCACAGACAUGUGUCAUCCGAGUCCCGAUCGAGUGAUGAGUCGAGGAAUUCAAACCCGACGAGAAAUUCCCGGGUAAUGGCCGUGGUUUCGGCACUCAAUGCGAAGGAAGCUGAAGCUCAAAGAGAGGUGGAUCCAAAGCAGAUCGACAGCGAGUUUGAGAAACUUCUG